Gossypium raimondii (Peruvian cotton) is the source of this 2322-nucleotide messenger RNA. RefSeq names its product potassium transporter 5. Gene Ontology annotation, molecular function: potassium ion transmembrane transporter activity. The transcript has 8 exons. Bases 1 to 2322 code for a protein of 773 amino acids. The record is from RefSeq and is a predicted model, not a curated record. NCBI's taxonomy places the organism in Eukaryota, Viridiplantae, Streptophyta, Magnoliopsida, Malvales, Malvaceae. Gene Ontology annotation, cellular component: membrane. Gene Ontology annotation, biological process: potassium ion transmembrane transport.
AUGGCCAGUGUCGUUGUCCAAACACGGCUCGACAUUCCAAUGUCUGAUGACCAGCUCAAAGCCAACACCCCUUCAAUUCCAUUGCGUAAACCAUAUGGUUCAAUGGACCUCAUCUCCACCAAAACCCCACCUCACCAUGGCAGACACUCUAAGGAUACGAAGUGGUGGGUGGUGUUGAAUCUAGCAUUUCAAAGCAUAGGCAUCGUUUACGGAGAUAUUGGAACGUCACCACUCUAUGUUUACUCUAGCACCUUCAGUAAUGGAAUAAAACACAAAGAUGACGUAUUGGGAGUCCUUUCUUUAGUCUUUUAUACUCUUACCCUCCUUCCUAUGAUUAAGUACGUUUUUAUUGUCUUACGAGCUACCGAUAAUGGCGAAGGAGGAACGUUCGCACUUUAUUCGUUAAUUUGUCGUUACGCGAAAGUGAGUUUGAUCCCCAAUCAACAAGCUGAAGACCGCCAAGUAUCGAAUUACACACUGGAACUGCCAAGCAAGCGGCUGAAACUAGCAUCAGUUCUCAAAUCUAGCUUAGAGAAGAGCAAAUUUGCCAAACUUUUCUUAUUGCUCAUCACCAUGCUCGGUACUUCCAUGGUCAUUGGCGACAGUAUCCUCACUCCUUCCAUCUCCGUUUUAUCUGCCGUGGGGGGUGUCAAGGAAGCAACAUCUGCCUUGACACAAGAUAUGAUAGCUGGGAUAUCAAUAGUGAUAUUGGUGUUCCUCUUCAUGAUUCAAAGAUUUGGAACUUCUAAAGUGGGUUACACCUUCGCUCCUAUUCUUAGCCUCUGGUUUAUUUUAAUCGGUGGAAUCGGUUUCUACAACAUCAUAAAACAUGAUACCACAGUGCUUAAAGCCAUCAACCCAAUCUACAUUGUUGAAUACUUCAUCAGGAACAAAAAAGAUGCUUGGGUUUCCCUUGGUGGAGUUGUUCUUUGCACCACCGGAGGCGAAGCACUAUUUGCUGAUGUUGGCCAUUUCUCGGUUCGAUCCAUUCAAGUUAGCAUGUGCUCCAUGGUGUACCCGGCUUUGAUUUUGGCUUACACCGGACAAUCCGCUUACCUUCGUCAACAUCCAGAUUCGGCUUCUGAUGCAUUCUUUAAAUCAGUUCCAGGUCCUAUGUAUUGGCCAAUGUUUGUAGUGUCCAUUUUGGCUUCAGUCAUAGCAAGUCAAGCAAUGAUUUCAGGAACUUUCUCAGUAGUUCAUCAAUCACUCUCCCUAGGUUGUUUCCCACGUGUCAAAGUUGUCCACACAUCUGCAAAUCAUGAAGGACAAGUUUACAUCCCAGAGAUCAAUUACUUUUUGAUGUUGGCUUGUGUUGGUGUCACCUCUGGUUUCAAGACCACUGUAAAGAUUGGCAAUGCAUAUGGGAUUGCGGUGGUGUUUGUAAUGACACUCACAUCAGCCUUACUGGUUCUCAUCAUGAUCAUGAUAUGGAAAACUAACAUAUUCUUGAUAAUCUUGUAUGUUGUUACUAUUGGGUUUGUGGAGCUUAUGUAUUUGAGUUCAGCUCUCUAUAAAUUUACUUUGGGAGGGUAUUUGCCGCUGGCAUUCUCGGCCUUCCUAAUGACUGUAAUGUAUGUUUGGAACAAUGUAUAUCGGAGGAAGUACCAUUAUGAGCUAGACCACAUGAUUUCUCCAGCAAGAUUAACCGAGAUAUUUACGAACAAAAACAUGUCUAGGAUUCCUGGGCUUGCAAUGUUCUAUUCGGAGUUGGUUCAAGGUAUACCACCCAUAUUCGAGCACUACGUUUCGAAUGUACCAGCGUUGCAUUCCAUCAUUGUCUUUGUUUCCAUGAAAUCGCUCCACGUUAAUAAAGUUCCAGCAGAAGAAAGAUACUUUUUUCGAAGAGUUGAACCGAGAACGCUAUUUGCCUUUCAGUGUGCCGUUCGAUACGGGUACAACGAUGUGCGGGAGGUGGCCUUUGAGGAGACAUUAAUUACAAGGUUGAAAGAGUUCAUCCAAGAAGAAACUUGGAUGCAAAUUCAAACAUUAUCCAUCGGUGGAAAAAUGACUGAAUCCGGUAGAGAAUCAGAUCGGGAAAUCGAACACAACGAGAUUUCGAAAGCGAAGCAAGCAAAAGAAGAGAAGCUUCGAGAGAUAAUGGAACAAGAAAUAGAACAAGUAGAGAAAGCAUGGGAAGAAGUUGGUAUUGUUCAUUUAAUUGGACAGAACGAGGUAAUUGCAAGCAAAGAAUCCAAUGUGAUGAAGAGGAUUUUGGUUGAUUAUGCUUAUAAUUUAUUGAGGAGAAACCUGAGACAAAGUGAGGCAGUGUUUGAUAUUCCUCACAAGCGCAUGCUUAAAGUCGGCAUGACUUACCAGCUUUAA